AAUACAAGGAGCUGUUGAAUGCAGAUGAUGCAUCUCUGGAAAUUUCUGUAAGAGUCACAAACCAUAUGUCUAUGGCAAUCUGCUUCUCCAAAGGACUACCUAAGGAAGCCAGUAUGCUAUGGUGAUUAAGGUGCACUGAGCCUCUUGUCUGCCUAGCAUGACUGUUACAUAUACAGCUCGGGUGGCCAAUGCCCGCUUUGGAGGCUUCUACAAGCUGCUGAGCCUGUGGCGUGGGAGCAUCUAUAAGCUGCUGUACAAGGAGUUCCUGGUCUUCUCGGUUUCCUAUCUGGGACUAAGCCUUACAUAUCGGUAUUUCUUAAAAGAAGAUCAGAAACGGGUCUUCGAAAAGGUGGUCAUUUAUUGCAACAAGUAUGCCAAUCUCAUCCCUAUCUCCUUUGUUUUGGGCUUCUAUGUAACGCUGGUAGUAAACCGCUGGUGGAGCCAGUACACCAGCAUGCCAAUGCCAGAUCGCUUGAUGUGUGCCAUCUCUGGAAAUGUCCAUGGUGUAGAUGAGAAGGGACGGCUUUACCGACGGACACUCAUGCGCUAUUGCAGUCUGUCAGCAGUCUUGAUCUUGCGCUCAGUCAGCAUUGCUGUAUUCAAGCGCUUUCCCACCAUGGAUCAUGUGGUGGAAGCAGGAUUCAUGACUCGUGAAGAACGCAAGAAAUUUGAAAAUCUCAACUCUUCCUACAAUCGAUACUGGGUCCCUUGCAUUUGGUUUACCAACUUAGCUGCACAGGCACGUAAAGAAGGCCGCAUACGUGACAACUGUGCUCUCAAGUUGCUCAUGGAGGAACUGAAUCACUUUCGUGGCAACUGCAGCAUGCUUUACCACUAUGACUGGAUCAGUGUACCAUUAGUAUACACUCAGGUGGUUACCAUUGCUGUAUAUAGCUUCUUCGUUUCUUGUCUAAUUGGAAGGCAGUUCCUCGAUCCAGCCCAAAAAUAUGAAGGACAUGAUCUAGACCUGUGGAUUCCUGUUUUCACCCUGCUUCAGUUUUUCUUCUACUUUGGAUGGCUCAAGGUGGCUGAGCAACUCAUCAACCCUUUUGGAGAGGAUGAUGAUGAUUUUGAAACCAAUUUAUUGAUCGACAGGAACUUCCAGGUUUCCAUGAUGGCUGUGGAUGAAAUGUAUGGGGAUCUGCCUCUCCUGGAGAAGGAUAGAUAUUGGGAUGCCUCAAACCCACGAGCCCCCUAUACGGCAGCUACAGUUUUUCUGUUGCAACAGCCAUCAUUCCAAGGCUCCACUUUUGAUGUGACACUGGCCAAAGAGGAUAUGCAGUUCCAGCCUCUGGAGGAGAUUGCUGAGGGCCUUGAACAGAGCCGCCAUGUGCCUGCCCACCUCUUGAACCGACUGCUCUCUACCGCUCCUACCUCAGGAGGUUUUGGACGCCGUCUCUCUCUGCUGAAGCGCAAGAACAGCUGUGUUUCAGAACCAUCAACCACCUACAGCUGCCUUUGUCAGGAUACGCAGGCCAUUGGCUGCACGUGUACCCCAUCUGCCAGCCAGCAGAUGCGCAGUAACAGCAUUCCUUUCAUCCCUGAAGGAGACUCUGGCCACGAUACCAGCAGCCCAGGAAAGGAAGCAUACAGCGUUCUUCCUGAGUCUCACGUUGUUGAGCUGGGUGAACUUCCUCAGAACGUUUUGGGCCAGGAGAAUGAUACAGCUGCCCCCUAUGAUCCAGAGCCCCUUGUGGAUACAUCAGUUAAUACAAAUGUUUUGUCCUGGCCACUCCUAGAACAUGACUCUUCAGAUACUUCCUUCCUUCACAACCCAAAGGAAGUGCCCAGCAAGGGGAGCAGCUAUCCUCCAUGGCUGCAGAGCCCCAUUGAGGAAGAAAAUACAGCAUGA
Molecule: messenger RNA, 1852 nt
Organism: Notechis scutatus (mainland tiger snake)
Lineage: Eukaryota; Metazoa; Chordata; Lepidosauria; Squamata; Elapidae
Source: RefSeq, a predicted model, not a curated record